UCUCUCCUCGUUUAUACUAGUGCUGGAGCUCUUGUGAGACACACGCGCGCUCAGAACAGGUUCCUUUGUUUAUCACGAGGGAAAGAAAGAACAAACCCAAUUCGCCAUGACGCGGGCGUUGGUAGUGCUGUUGGUGUGGGCGUGUGCGAGCAUGGUGGGCGGCGACUACAGCUCGCAGCCAAAGCCCUCGUUCGUCAUUCGGCCGGCGGGGCCCAGCAGGCAGCACGCAUGGGUGGGCUACGGCUACACUGAUCACCUCCCGCUCUCAAUCCCCAAGCCUUAUUUCAUUCCCAAGUGGGUGCCUCACAUGGACCCGACCUACACCGCCUUCUGGGUAGCCCAAACCCCCGCUCCCCCCAGGGGGCACGGCGCCCACGGCGGGCACGGUGGGCACAAGGCCGCAGCCCCCGCGGGUUCCAUCCCCUCAGGCUUUGGUCCACCCAAGGGCAACUCCGUCGUCGCUGCAACCCACGACAGUUACUCCUCCCCAUCUAAGCAGCACGCCUCCUCGGGCGGGUCCUUCAAGGCGACACCGCACUCUGCUCCCAAAGCCCAGGCGCCCCUGCUCACGGCCCCCAUUCCCCCUGCUCCUCUUCCCCUCGCCAGCACAGAGGACCCUCUGGCGACCUUUGCACCCGCGCCUCUUGGCUCUCCUUCUUUAAUCCGGGGUUCCCGCCCCGCUCCACAGCUCUCUAACCCGCCCGUGCCCGUUGCCCUUAGUGGGGCCUCUAACGUUGUAGUCUCGGAUGGCGGUGCAGGGGAAUCCUCUUAUUCCCAGCUCUGAUGCUUGCUUGCUAACCUUCCAUUUCGUCCCCUGUAAAUAAAUCCCACCUGUGCUUUCAGCUGAUCUGACAAUGUUCUUAGAAAAGUGUUAGCCAUUAGAUGUUAGCAAAUGCUUAACUAACCUGCCUCUUGCAUUUAGUCGGCUAUCCUCUUAAUCUUACUACGCUAUACCAACUAACUCUAACCCCUUCUCGAUUCCAGGUGACCCUUUUGCUGGUCUGUUCCCUACUAACCAUGGACAUAACUCUGGCGAGCUACGGUAGCAACCUUCUCAACUUCAUCAUCCGUCCGGCGGGUCGCAGUAGGUCCUUCAAGUGGCUGGGACGCGGAAAUACUGAUAAUAUUCCCUUGUUCGUCCCGCGCCCUCCUUUCAUUCCCCGUUGGAUACCCAAAGAGAGGCCAGAAUACGUAGCAAAGUGGGUGCCCACCACUCCCCCUCCACAGGCCAAUCGCCCUCCAGUUCACCAGUCUGGCUUUGGGGCGCCUAAGCCAAAUUCGGUGGUGAACUCACAGGGACCUUCUGUAGGGUACAACC
This is a messenger RNA of Penaeus monodon (black tiger shrimp), 1318 nucleotides long. RefSeq names its product translation initiation factor IF-2-like. The coding region runs from base 107 to 784 and encodes 225 amino acids. NCBI's taxonomy places the organism in Eukaryota, Metazoa, Arthropoda, Malacostraca, Decapoda, Penaeidae. The transcript is spliced from 2 exons. The record is from RefSeq and is a predicted model, not a curated record.